Messenger RNA from Phycomyces blakesleeanus NRRL 1555(-), 213 nucleotides. RefSeq lists its product as hypothetical. Bases 1 to 213 code for a protein of 70 amino acids. The record is from RefSeq and is a predicted model, not a curated record. Lineage: Eukaryota; Fungi; Mucoromycota; Mucoromycetes; Mucorales; Phycomycetaceae. The transcript is spliced from 5 exons.
AUGGACAAGAACAAAAAGCUCCUCAGCUCAUUAACUCCUCAGCUCAUCAUAAAGACAUAUCAACAGCAGAAAUUUAUCUGUACUGCCAACAUUUCUAUGUACCUGAUUGAAUGGCUUGUCUUUGAAAACCGGUUUUCUUUGAACAACAGUCAAUGUGCACUAUACCUGGUUCUGACGAAAUUACUGCCUUCUCUUACUAGUGAAAUACCGUAA